CCCAGCCAUCCUUUUUUCUGAGAAUCCUCCCCAAACGUCAGCCGGUGAAUUGGGACAGCGCCCCCAACGGGCCAGCCGGCAAGAACGCUCCCGGCCCCAAACCAGGAGGGGCCGCCCUCUGGGGCAGAGCAGCCAGAAUUCACCCGCACGUCUGUCCCUACUUGGUCACCGUCCGGACACAGCCCGGCAGGGCCUGGUCACAUCUGGGAGAGCUUCCGUCCGCCGGGACCUGCAGCCACAGCCCCUGCAUCUGCCCGCUGCGGAGGACACAGAACAGUCAGAGCCCCGGCUCCGGCGCGGGAAAGUUGGCGCGGGGAAGAGUUCAGAAGUGGGCGGGAGUGUGUUUAAAAAAAAAAAGGGUGGAAACCCCACCAGCCAAGUCCGCAGAAAAAAUAACUGAAGUCUGCCUAUCGGGGCCGGAGCCCCUCCCCGCGGCCCGCGCAGAGGAGCCGACCCAGGGCCGCUUCCUCCGGCUGCGCAGGGUCAGCGCAGGCCCUGCGACCCCGCACCCUCCGCCGGCCCCUGGCCCUGCGCGCCGCGACGGCACCGUCCCGGCCAUCGCCGAUGAGCAGCCUCAACGCCACUUCGCCCGGCCGCCACGACCCCGGCCCCGGGAUGGCGUGGACCACAAUGGACAUAGCCAUCAUGGCAGGAGUGAUCACCGCCGUGGCCUUCUUCCUGGUCGGCCUGCUCCUGCUCAUACUGCACUACAUGUACCGGCACAAGGGCACGUACCGCACGCAUGAGGACAAGGGCACAGAGUUUGCCGAGAGCGCAGACGCGGCCCUGCAGGGCGACCCGUCGCUCCAGGAUGCUGGGGACAGCAGCAGAAAGGAGUACUUUAUCUGAGGGCACAGACCUCACCUCCCCCAGCGCCUCCUCCUCCUCCAGGACUUCACGCCGCCACCAAGCAGACCUCCGGAGCACCCCCUGGGCCCAAGCCAUACGCGUGGCCUGGAACCCUGGGCUGGGGCGCGGGAGGAGAGGAGGAGCCCAGAUGCGGAGGCCCCUCCCAGGGACGGUGACCCCCAGGUGCCAGCCUUUGUCUGCAGGGGAAAUUCGGGGUCCUCUGGGCAGUGCAGUUGUCAUCUGCGCACGUGUGAGUCCCUGCUGGGUGUGAGUAGGGUGGGGGCUGGGGAAGCAAGAAAUGAGUCAGGCUAUGCUGACUGGGACGAUGGCAUCAAAUGUCAGCCCUUGACAUUUGGGGGAGCAGCAGGUGACGGAGCUGAAGUGCCUUUGUCUUCCAUUGAUCCACCUCUAAGUGAUAGGAAAUAAAUCUGAAACAUAACUGAGCAUCCAGA
Myotis daubentonii (Daubenton's bat) is the source of this 1301-nucleotide messenger RNA. RefSeq names its product glycophorin C (Gerbich blood group) (gene GYPC). The record is from RefSeq and is a predicted model, not a curated record. NCBI's taxonomy places the organism in Eukaryota, Metazoa, Chordata, Mammalia, Chiroptera, Vespertilionidae. Gene Ontology annotation, cellular component: membrane; cortical cytoskeleton.